Anastrepha obliqua is the source of this 21911-nucleotide messenger RNA. RefSeq names its product titin-like. The record is from RefSeq and is a predicted model, not a curated record. The transcript has 10 exons. Lineage: Eukaryota; Metazoa; Arthropoda; Insecta; Diptera; Tephritidae. The coding region runs from base 99 to 21911 and encodes 7270 amino acids.
UUAAAGUGUAUUAAGUUAUAGAGUUGCAGUGUUUCAGCUCAAUCCUGGCAUCCGCGACCAGGACGCAUCAAUCCAAAUCAUCUUCGCCGUGAUCACAAAUGGAUGCCGCAGAUAAACCGACGAUCGGUGGAGUAGCUGAUCAAAGUGUUGUUGCAGCAUCAACCGACAUUACGACAAACACAACAGAUCCCCGGGGUUUUCCUCUUGAAGGCGUGCAUGAAAAAAAGCCGCCACCGAAACUUUCAUUUAGCGAAAAUUCGAGUUCGCUAAUACGUUGUGUACCGAACGAAAGAGCGACAUUAUUCGUGAAAAUCGACUGUGACGAGGACUCCGAUUUGUUGCCAUUAAAAUUUGAAUGGAGCCGUGGAGAAUUACCAAUUGAGAAUUCCGAUCGCUUUCGAAUAACACAGACCAGCACCGCUGUGCAAUUGGCCGUGGAGCACGUGCAACGGGAGGACGCCGGUCAUUAUACUUUGAUAGCUAGAACGAAAGGCAACAAUGUUAUUCGCAAAGAUGUAGAGCUCAUUGUCGAGGACAGAUCGACGGGUGAGGAUCCGCCUAUAUUUCUACGACGACUGGUCGAUCUAUCGGUGAAGGUGGGAACGCGUACUCGAUUGUUAGUCGAAAUACGAAGUUCCACAGAGUUAAAGCUCACCUGGUACCGAAAUGAUCGCCGAAUAUGUGAAAACGAUCGAAUUAAAGAGAUAAAUGAGGGUAAUUUCCACUAUCUGGAAGUUAGUCCCGUUAUUUUGGAGGAUGGCGGCCAAUGGAUGGUUUUGGCUGAGAAUUCGGGUGGACGCAAUUCAUGCAUUGCUCAUUUAAAUGUAUUAGUGCCAAAAGCCUACAAAUCACCAGAGUUCAUUGAGGAGUUACGUGCCGUGCUCACACAACAAGGCACUGUUUCACUCGAGUGUAAGGUGGUUGGUGUGCCCACACCACAGUUGCGUUGGUUUAAGGAUUCCAAAGAAAUUAAGGCUGGUGAUGUAUUUGCGCUAACCGCCAAUGUUGACGAUCCCACAUCAUUGGGCACCUACACCUGCGAGGCGGUCAACUGUAUGGGCAAAUCAUAUUCCAGUUCAAAGGUGCAUGUAGUGGGACGUGGCAGUAGAGAAGGUUCACUUAAACCAGCUGACAGCAUCCCCAACAAUGCACCCCCGCCGAUAUUUACGAACGAGCUGCGCAACGCGAGUGUCCGCAUUGGUGAAUCAAUUGUACUCGGAUGCCAAGUUGUGGUACCACCAUGGCCGAAAACUGUCAUCUGGUACAAUAAAAAUGGUCGCAUUGAGCCUGGCGAACGAUACAAAUUAAUUGAAGAUGGCUUGGGCGUCUAUAUGAUCGAGGUUAAGCCCUCUGAGAGUUGCGACGAAGGCGAAUGGAAAUGUGUAGUCACUAGCUAUGAAGGUUGUGUGGGCAUAUCAACCUGUAACGUCACAAUGGACAUUCCGAAAAACUAUCGAAAACCACGCUUCAUGGAAAGUUUACGCGCCGUGCUCACCGAAGAAGGACUUGUCUCAUUCGAAUGCAAAGUGGUUGGCUUUCCUACGCCUGUACUGAAGUGGUUCAAGGAUGGUCAGGAACUAAAACCUGGCGAUGUUUAUCAAUUAACCGGUACUAACUCACUGGGCACUUACUGUUGCAUAGCUAAGAAUUGCAUGGGCGAGAACAGUAGCGUUGCGGUGCUCACUGUAGAGGAUAUACAAAAUCAACUUAACGACGAGGAGCGUCUCACGUUUGCCAAUCAGAAUCAACCGCCUAAAUUCGUUGUCGGACUGAAGAGUCAAGAAGCUAAGAUCAAUGAGUUCUUCCAGUUUUCCGUAAAUGUCAAAGCCACGCCAGAUCCAAAGCUCUCCUGGUUUCGUGAUGAGUUGCCAAUCGAGAAUAGUGAACGUUACAAUCACUACCGUGGCGAGCAAGAAAACUGGCACUUGGAUAUACGCUCGGUGGAAUUUGUUGAUCAGGCCGAGUGGAAGUGUGUGGCUGUGAAUGAUUUUGGAACGAGUGUAACUUCCAGUUAUCUAAAAUUACAGAUACCACGUCACUACAAGAAACCACGUUUUCUGGAAUGUCUGAGAGCCGUAUUGACGGAAGAGGGCGCUGUGAAUUUAGAGUGCAAAGUCAUUGGCGUACCGCAACCGGUACUGAAGUGGUAUAAGGAUGGUGUUGAAUUGAAACCAGGUGACAUACACAGAAUUAUUUCCGGACAGGAUGGCACUUGCUGCCUGGGCACCUACACUUGUGAGGCCAGAAACUGUAUGGGCAUUGUAGCGAGCUCUGCCUCGCUGCUUGGUUUCGAAGAAGCUUACAAGAAUCAAAAGCAGGAACAGGCACAGGAAAAUGAGUUGCAGCGUAAUUUCUCGCUGUCUACCAUACAAGAAGAGCGCACCUCGCAAUUGUACGAAACACCUGUUGGCGAUAUAACGAUUGAUUCGAAGGGCGAAGUAUCCUUCUCUUUUGAUGGCAAAGAGGUGUCUGUUUCUUUGUACGAGACUCCUGAUCUAACCGAAGAGGAGGCGUUGAAAAUCGUUGAAAUGUACGCAGACCAGAUUUCAGAGCAUGUAACCGAACACAAUGUGGUGGAAUUGCCCCCUCUGCGUUUUGUUAAAGAGACUUCACAAUCAGGUAAACUUUUAAUGGAGGCUGUGGUCAUUGAUAUAUCGCCGGAGUACUUUACACAUGAGGAGGACAUGCGUACCGAGGCUGGUCUGGAUGAUAUUUCCAUCACGGAGAUAACCGUGCAUGGCUCUUCAGGCCAUGAAGGUGACAUAGAUGGCAAAGCUGAAAUUUAUGCACAACGUAGCUUUGAAAAAAUGGAAGAAGAGUUGUCAUUGACGGCACCAGUACGCAAGCGAAAAAAGUCGCGACCUACAGAAACGACAGAAGAAUUCUAUAGUUUAUCAAAGGCCACCGACAGUCAAGUUGGCGAUGAAGACGACACAUCCGAUUUACAAACUUUCGCUAGUGCAACACAAAUGUCGUCGCGCGUUGAUUCUGCUGCUGGUCCCGACGACGCAACACAACCCGACGAAGGUGUGCAACCACCAAAGCGCAAGAAAGGAAAAAAACAAACCGACAGUGAUUCAUCAAAGACAACUGAAGAUGAUGCGAAAAUGCAAGAUAUAUCGGGCGCAGUUGGCGAUGGCUUGAUGUCAGUGAAGCCGGUAAAAGUAAUCUCAAGUGCAACGGAGAUUGACCAAAAUCUGAGGUCUCUCUUGCCGUUAGCAAAACUACUGAAAACCGUUGAGCAUCACCUAACCAUUGUGGAGAAUGAAGUGGUCGAGCAGUCGGCAAUGCUGAUGACUCCAGCAUCUGCUGAGCAGAGCAUCGCUAUCAUACGCAACAUUAUUGAUCCGGUAAAACAGGUGGAGAGCAAGUUGCGCGCUUACUCGGGAGAAACGCCAGUGGAUGCGCUCUUCCAAACGAUGGAGGAAGAUAUACGAAAGCUACACACCAGCCUACAGGUAAUCGAGAAGUGCGUCGAGAUAGACGAAACUGGUGCCACACUAAUCCAACGCACCAGCGUGUGCAUCAUUGACAGUGUGGGCGAUCAACUGAUAAAGGCAUUAGAGGAGGUGCAGAAUAUAGCAAAAACUUUCGAGUCGACGAGCUUGCGUACACACAUUGACCUAACGGCAGACGAUAUUAAACAAGGUCUCGAAAUCACGCAGGGUACUAUUAAGUCACAGGCUUUGCUGCAGGAAGCACAAGAGUUGGAGGCGGCUAAGCAUUUGUCGGAAACGGUCGCUAAGUUACAGGCAAUGCCUGAAUCAGAACCAGCAUCGUUUGCCAAAAUUUCGGAUGCCAAAUUACCCGAUGAAGCUGAUGCAUUGAAGCUCAUUUGCCAGCCGGUGGUUAAUAUACAAGCCGCUUUAGAGAAGGUAGAGAAUGAGUUGAGUCUCGAAGAAAACGAAGAACAGAUCUACAGAAAAGUGCACAAAAAGGUGCUUGAUAAUAUUGUAGAACCAAUUAAGGAGCUACAAUCGGUGUUGGAGAUAAUCGAACGAAAGGCAGAGGCACUCGCCGGCACUGAGUCUACAGAACAGAAAGUCAAUAUGGCCAUAUUGGAUAUUGUCACACCGGCACUAUUCGAACUGAACAAAGGUAUGGAGAUUAUAUUGAAUGAGUCCCCUGACAAUGUUCAAGCUGGCAUGCUGACUGUUAGCACUGUAGAGUCGAUGGUGCCGCCAUUGCAAGAGAUACAAAACGGGCUGGCACAGCUCAGCCAGGAUGUAGAAAGUGGACAUUUCAAUGAAGAAACCGCGCUGGACGUAGCGGACACGCAAAAGUUGCUCCAAACUAUUGCGCAGUCUGUGUUGCACUUCGAGACGAAUAUAGAAAGAAUUUCGACACGUUUAUCGCCUAAUGUGCAAGCCGGUUUGUACAGCCUCAAAGAGGAGAUGUCCGCCUUGAUUGGAAAUGUGCUAAACGAUAACAUUACCAAGUAUCACGUGACGCUGCUGGAAAACUUGAAACGCCCCGUUGAUGAGCUCAACUACUGUAUACGUCAAAUUGAAGGCAAAUCAAUAUCUGGCUCACUAACUGAUUUCAUCGAUCCCUUACACAGCCUGAGUGAUCGAGUUAACUUGGGAAAGGAGAUCAUGCAUAUGUCUGGCACAAAACAAAACGAGAAGAAUCUUGAGGUUCUAGAGAAAAUGAAUCAAUUAAUUAGGCGUGUUGAGAUCGAUAUCGAGGAACAUGAAUUCAAAAUGAUACAGCGUGAAGUUGAGCUUGAUGAGAAACUCGCCUCCGAAGAAGAAAAGUUAUUCCUUCAUAUGCGCCAAGCAAUGGAAAUGAAGAUUGCACAAGAUGAGGCGGGCCAAAAUAUUCAAGAACUAUUGCACACAGUUACAGAUAUUGAAGCUACACCCGGUUUGGACACUCAAACACAGCAGGUAUUGUCUGCUCUAGAUCAAGGCCUCACCGGCCUAGUUGCCGAUGUGGAAAAAUUGAAAGAGUCACAGAGCACGAGAGAAGAAACCGAAGCGGCUACAAAAGUGCUAACUGACAUUGCCAAACCACUACAAGCAGCCGCUGAGAUAUUACGCAUCACACUAACGCCAGCAAAGGAGCUUAAAGUAGAGUCACUACCACAAAAUGUGGGUCUGCGAGCAGUUGUGGAAGAAUUGAAUGAGGUCGUAGAGAAUAUACCGGAGCAAAAUGAGCAGCGUAUAAAAUUGAAAGCGCUGCCUAUUGUGCAAUCGGUGCUAAAAAUUGUGCCCGCGCUGCAAACAAUCACAGAUUUGCCGCAAGCAGCGACCGCAAUAACAAAGACAGCAGCUGCUGAGAAAAAGAAAGGAGAACCGGAACUGGACAGCGGUGCUGCAAAGAAACAAAAAAUGGAUACCAAUGAAAAGGUGUUGGAACCAGCACCGACACCCUUUGUGAUAGCUACUGUAGAAGCUCAACAAACUGCAGGCUUCACAGGUGAAACGAAAUCAGUGGCGAAAGACGCCACGGAAAAGGCUACAACAUCCUCUGAGGACGCGCAACAAGCUGCGAGCUCUGCAGCUGCAACGAAGCCGGUAAAAGAAGUCGCGGAAGACGUUUCAACGCUAGAAGACAUGUCCGCCAUGAAAUCCAUCACCGAAUCAUUGCCAGCAGAUAGCCAAACGUCUGCUUCAGAAGAUAAAACGGAUCAUCUCAAAGCCUUCGAAGCCAAUAAAGGCAAAGUUGACGUAUUGCUGUCACAAUUGAAAAAUAGCAUCGCAUCAGUAUUGAUGCACUGCGCCGACGUAGACGUAGCCUCACUGCAGCUGGAAACGGCGCAACAAGUUAAAGCAAGUCUUUCAAAGCUAGAAAAUGUCACUGAGUGCAUUGCUGAUGUUCAUCAGCCAGCCAUUGUUGAACCAUUGUACUCACUUUCCGACGCAAGUGAAUGCAGAACGUUCGCCGAUGCUGUGUGCCAUUUGGAGGCGUGCGUGGUGCAAGUCGAGGAGUGUUUGGCCCAUACCGAUUUGAAAGACUUAAGUGGAGAUCCAAUCUCGGAAUUGAAAACAUUAGCGUUGCCAUUACAAGACCUUAAGGAAUGUAUUAAAGUUUUUCACAAUGAAGAAUUGGAGCAGGCUGUAAACUUGACAACAACGAGCUUACCCCUAACAAGUGCGCAAGUUCUACAAGAUAUACAACCCUUUGUGCUUUCGAUCAAGGAGAGUCAUGCGCUUGAGACGCUACAAUCCUUGGCGGAGGAUGAGUCACUCGGACUUCUGAAACAGUUUAUAAAACCCAUACAAGAACUGGAAACUGCAGUGCUAACAACUGUUGACCAAGUGCACUUGUCUCAAAUUGAAAGCUUACCAAAGCAGGCGUGCAUUGCGGUACUGGAAAAGUGUGCAAAGCCGAUCAUGGACAUUAGAGAGACUUUACUUCACGUGCAAGAAGAAACACCACUAUCCACCUUGGAAGAUUGCCCAGCAUUGCAGGUGGUCAAGGAAAAAACCGAUGUCAUAUUUAAUCUCUUACAAUAUUGCGAACAAGUGGAUCUGAAUGCUUUGGAGAAUCUGGCCGAUAUGUCUACGCAGGCUGAUAUUUCUGCACUACAUUCUUGUGCCGAGUUGAAGUCUCUAGAGACACAGCUGGAGUCUGCCGCCAGAGUACAACAAGAAGACGUAAAGUACUUGGACGUAAAAGAUUGCAUAGCCGAUGGCAUCAAGCAGAUUCAAGUGUGUUUGACAACAACUGAAAAGACCAAAGUACCCGAAUUGCAAGAUGUUGGCGAAAUUAUGAAGGAGCUUAAGAGCGAUUUAGAAGAUAUGCAAAGUGAGUUGUCCAAAUCGCCAGCACAACAAAAUGCGGCUGAAGCCAAUCAAAGGGUGGCUAAAACAAUGUUCAAAUUGAAAGAGUGUUUGGUGCACACCUAUGAAGCGGGUGUUGAAAAGUCACUUGAUGAGAUUGAGAGAACUUUCGAGGACAUACUACAAGCACUGCCAAUACUGGAAAUACAGCUGGCUCAAGAGAUGUAUAUGAAAAUUGAGACAAGACUGCGUGGUGCAUUUAACGCAACAACCUCACAACCUGAUAUAGCAGACGAUCUGCAGAAAUUGGUGGAACCAUUUGAGGCCGUUUUGAACAGUACCAAAGCGAUUAGUGAGCUAGAAAGCAUAGAUGUUGAGAAGUCUUCACUGGUUGUGGCGAAUCUGCAAUCGCAUUUAAUGGCUGCAUUUAGAGCGCUAAAUGAAGUUAGUGAAUCUUUAAGUGGGCAAGGACGUGAAACUGUUUUAAAAGCGCAGGAUGCCGUACUGGCAGCAAACGAAUUCAUUGCCGAAGCUAGCGAGCAAAUUAGAAUUAUUGAGCUUCUGCAGGAGAUCGAUAGUGUGACCCCGAACGUUGCUGCUCUUUGCGAAAGUCUUGCAUUAGCCAAAGAGCAGGCAAGCAAACAAGCAUUGCUCGAAACACUAAUGCAACGAGUUACAUCGGCAAAAGCAUUUCUACAAAGCAUAGAGGAUGGAUUGAACGCCAAUAAUCCCAUCUUUUAUAGGUUAGCAGAGGAGAAUGAAUUGGAUAUAAGCAGUGUCGAAGCUGCACUCAUACGCAUUGAGAAAGAAGUUAUACCGAAGUUAGAAACGCAGAUGCCAACCGCGGAUGAUAAUGCGCUGGUCGACGUGUUGGCGGUCCAUUUGACAUCUUUGCAAGAUAGCUACGCCAAACUCAAUAAGGAGACUCCUAUAUUGGAAACACAACACUUGGAUGAACAACGAGCUCCUAUUGCGAGGGAAGAGCAACUCACUUUAGACGCAUUAGCUUCCUCGACACCAGCGGAGGCUUUGGAAAGAAAAGAACCGCAGUUGCAAUACGAAACUGCUUUGCCUGCUGAGGAGGAAGUCUCUACUUUGGAAGAUAUUUCGGCCAUCGAGUCGCUGAUUAGUUCACCGCCACUUUCCCAAGCCGAAGAAAUACCAUCAGCUUCAGUUCACCCAGGUAAGAUCGAUGUGUUGCUGUCACAACUCAAAAGUAGCAUCGUCUCAGUGUUGGCACAUGGCUCCGAAGUAGAUGUUGGCUCCUUGCAGCUGGAAACUGCACAACAGAUUAAGGCAAGUUUAGCGCAAUUGGAGAACGUUAAUAAUUGUUUUGCUGAUGUUCGUCAACCCACUGUCGUUGAGCCACCACUCCUAUCCCUCUCCGAUGUUAGUGAAUGCAAGACAUUUGCGGAUGCUGUGUGUAGUUUGGAAGCAUGCGUUUUGCAAGUCGAAGAGUGUAUUGCUGAUAGUAACCUGCAAGAUUUGAGUACGAAUGAGAUUUCUGAACUAAAAACAUUAGCACAACCACUGCACGAUGUUCGAGAAUGCAUUAAAGUUUUUCAUAACGAGGAGUUGGAACAAGUGCUCAGUUUGCCCACAAUAAGCAUGCAAUUAACCAGUGCUCAAGUCUUACAGGACAUACAACCCUUUGUGCUAUCGAUCAAGGAAAGCCACGCUUUGGAAACACUACAGUCUUUGGCAGAAGAUGAAUCACUCUCCCAACUGAAGCAAUUCAUACAACCAAUACAAGAGCUUGAAAACGCGAUUCUACUCAAUAUUGAGCAGGUACACUUGUCUCAGGCCGAGAGUAUUUCGAGGCAGGAAAGCAUAGCCAAUCUGGAAAAAUGUGCAAAACCAAUUUGGGAUAUCAGAGAAGCUUUACUACACAUUCAAGAAGAAACACCACUUUCAACAUUGGAAGAAUGCCCGGUACUGCAAGUGGUAAAGGAAAAGACCGAUGUCAUAUACCAUCUGCUGCAAUAUUGCGAACAAGUCGAUAUGAAUGCUUUGGAGAAUGUUGUCGAUAUGUCUACCCAAGCCGAUGUGUCCGCACUGAAAUCCUGUGUAGAGCUAAAGUCUGUAGAUACUCAACUCGAACCCGCUGCUACGAUAGCUGCAGAAAGCGUUAAAUUCUUCGAUGUUCGAGAAUGUGUUGCGAAAGGCAUUAGGCAAAUCCAGAUUUGUCUAGAAAACGCUACAGCAUCCGAGGUACCAGAACUUCAUGCAGUUAACGCCGUUAUGGAGGAGCUCCAGCAUGAACUACAAAACAUGCAAAACGAGCUUUCGAAACCAGUUGAACAACAAAAUGCGGUAGAGAGCCAAGCAAAAGUAGCCAAGAUUUUGUUUAAAUUAAAAGAAUGUCUCGUUCAUACCUAUGAAGUGGGUGUGGAGCAAUCCGUAGAUGAUAUUGAGAAAACCUUCGCCGACAUCCUGCAGGCUAUACCCUCUUUAGAAGUUCAAUUAUCGCAGGAGAUGGUAGCCAAACUCGAGUCGGCCAUACUGGAUUUCGCCUCAAAAUGCACGCAAUCGGAAUAUUUGGUAGAUUUCCGUAAGUUAAUAGAACCGCUCGAGCUUGUUUCAAACAGCACUAGAGCUAUCAGUGAGCUCAAGUUAGUAGAGGUGGAGAAAUCCACAUUGGCUGUGGCGAAGCUGCAGUCGCAUUUAAUGGCAGUCUUUAGAGCGCUCGAUGAAAUUAGUGAGAAGAUAAUAGUAAACGAACGAGAAAAUAUUCUGAGCCUACAAAAUGCUGUACUUUCAAUUUCGGAGUUCAUUGAUACCAGCGAAAAUACACUGAGAGUUAUUGAAUUGAUCCAGGAAGUGGAUGCUCUAAUGCCACAGCUAAGUUUUGUGGCCAACGUAGUAAACGCUGCUAAGGCAAAUGAAGGCAAACAAGCAUUUUCAGAAGCACUUAGCCUAAGUGUAGCUUCGGGCAAAGCUUUCUUAGUUAGCAUUGAGGAUGGUUUGAAGCGGAAUAAUCCGGUAUUUGUGAAGUUAGCCGAAGAAAACGCUUCAGAUAUUCAAAGCGUGCAAGCUGCGCUGAUUCGCAUGGAAAAUGAAAUAGUUCCGAAGUUGCAAAAUGAAAAUCCUUCAGCCGCAGAUGGUAUGUUAGUCGAACAGCUAAGUAUGCACUUGAAAAAUUUGGAAGACAAAUUGCUUGCCAUAAACAAUGGUGUGCCAAAACAGUUGCAUGAGUUGGCAGCUACUGAAGAUGCAGCGGCGAAGAAAGAAAACGAGUGCGUUGCCGUUUCGGAAGCUCUUGAUAGUGAUAUUGAGAAAAGCGAGGCUAUAACUGAGAAGGGCGAGAAGACUAAAAUAGAAAAGUCUGAAAAAAGCGAGGGGUUGGAACAGACCGAAACAGAAACAGAAAAAUUAGCCGCGUCUAACUUAACUGCAACAAUAGUUGAAAAGCAAGCCGCACCAAUCGAAACCGAAAUAAUAGCAGUAGCAGAUAGCGCGAGCCUGCCUGAAGCUUCGCUAGACUCGAAAGUGGGGACAGUCGAGAAAAUAUUGGAAGAAAAGAAAGAAAUGUUAGUAGAUGACGCGAAACUACAAUUAUCCGCCUCAGGAGAAAAGAGAGAAAUGUUAGUAGAUGACACGAAACCACAAUUAUCCGCCUCAGGAGAAAAGAAAGAUAAAGAAGAGAUACAGUUGGAAACGCAAGAGCCCUCUUUACCAACCGAGCCAUACUUACAAAUAGCUGAAGAAAUGAUAAACGCCACACUCGCACUCACACAGAAUGUGAGUAGCCAGCAGGUGAGUAAGGCCACAACAGAAGUCUACAAAUCGGUGGAGCUUACUUUAAGUGAGAUAAAAAAUUUGUUAAAAACACAACCGUCAACCGCAAUCGAAGACCAUAUUUUUCUGCCGCUAUUCAAGUUGAAGGAUUUAAUAGCCUUUAUCAAGCGAACGCCAAUGGAAGACGUGACGAAAGCUGCCGAGUCCCGCCAAGUUCUACAAAAUGCCAACAACGUGCUGCUUCAAAUUUUGAAUGGGCAUCAAGGUCUCAGAGGCGCUAUGGUACUCGACAUCGCCGAGGCCAUAUUGCCUUAUAUGGGUAGUAUCGUAUCUUUUAUAACGCAAGUAUUUCCGAAUGACAGCAAUUUGUGUGCCACGUCUCACGCAAUACAAUGUAUUGCCGCAGAAAUAAAUGUGAUUAAGAAGACAAAUGCGCCAAAUAUGGACGCGGGGACACGUUCUUAUCAGAAUCUAAAAUCAGCUUUAUUCGAGCUGAAGAACGCCUUUGAUGCGAUUUGUAACGAACAGCAAACAGAAACUUUGUUGCGCCAAAAAGAGAGCUUAGAUCGACUUUGUACAGCUGUGGAUGAGGCUCAGGUGACAGAUGCUAUAGAGAUUCUACAGGAGUUUGAGGUUAUGAAAGAUUUCUUUGUACAAUUGUUGGAAGCGCUGAAAACUAUGUCGCAACAACCAGUCACUAAUCGGCAAGACGACAGCAAAGAUGUGGAACCACUAAAAGUUGCUGACGAUGGGCUGAAAGAGGAAAUUAAAAAUGUGUUGGCCGUUAUUGCUGGCGAUGAGAGCUUAAAGGAUAUAGAGAGUGAGGCUAAAGAGUCCCUACAAAAUCCCACUGACGACGAGCGCUUUGCAAAACUCGUUUUUAAGCUGAGGGAACACAUUGUGCACACUUAUGACGGUGGUGUACUUUCUGCGAACGAAACCAAUAAAAAAUUGGAAGACCUGAUCGAUAACUUAUUUGGCAGUAAUCCUGAAGCUGCUAGACGAUUGACGGAGGAAUACUAUUCAAAUAUAAAAGGUAACAUAAAGGAAAUUUCAGAGAAGAUUAAGGCAAUAGAGGAUGUGAAGUUACGAAAGAAAGUGACCACAAUUAAUCCCAGACUAAAAUCACUAGCUACAACUGCUAAAGCCGUUAAAGAGAUCAAGUCGGCGAAUAAUUUUGCGGAGAAACUGGAGGAUCUUAAAAAAGAGCUGUUGGAAAUAAUUACAUUUUGCGAUGAAUUAAAUCAAACACAAAGCGCGGAUUUGCGUGAUAGUAUAGAAAAAGUCAAAAGGAUCGCACUAAAGGAAUUUGAUUACAUAAAUAACAGCGAAGGAGCCGCACAAACGCCGAAAAUUUUGUUGGACACAUAUUUCUUAACCAGUGGCCUACUCGACUUGUGUAAGCGACUGCAAAGAGCAGAAUUUCUAAUAACACCAGAAAAGGAAGCUGAAAGCGCAACUGCGGAAAGCAAGGAUACCCAGUUAAAAGGAGAGACGGAACAAACAAUUGCAAUUGUUGAAGAAAGCGAGCAAAUUGGUGAAGCCCAAGGUGAGCCAGUUUUACCUGAGGUACCGGCUGAAAUGCUGUCCACAGACUCCGUAAAAACCACCGAAUUUGCUGUGCCUACUGAAGAAAGAGCUACUGAGGAAGCGGAAGUGCCUCAGCCAGUCAUAGCUUCUGAAGCGCCGAUAUCCAAGCCCGAUAUCGAUGAAAAAGCAACUGAACAAAAAUCAGUAACAGAAAAAACAACUCCAAUUCCUAAAGAACCUGUUAACCCAAAUUUGUUGCAGCAUUACAAGAACGUCGCUAAAAUGGCCGGUGAAAUUCGACACCAGAUUCAAGAAACCGAAAAUUUGAUUAUACGCGAAAAACUAUCACAAAUCGUUGCAAUGCUGGACACAAUCGAAACGGUCUCUGAAACUUUAAAAUUGGCAAAUGAUGUUGACAAGUCUUCAGAGAAAAUGGUUACACUCCAAAAGGUACUUAUGAAUCUCUUCGUUAUCUUCGAUGAUCUGCAACAACACACAGCUGAAGAGCUGCAAAGUAAAAUUGGAGAAGUGAGAAAUUUGGCUUUGCAUGGCUAUGAAGCAAUCGAAAAUAGCUCGGAAGCCGUGGAUUCAGAGAAUAUUUUACUGGAUACGUUAGGUUUAUUAAAACUCAUAUUUGAUGUCUGCAGCGAAUUGCAAAAGGUAGAGCAAACUGGCCAAGGUGUUGCAGAAGUUCAGGAAUUUAUUGAAGAGAAGUCAGUAGAAGGGAAAGUCGAAGAAGUAGCCUUAGAAAAGGAAGUGAAGGAGGUGGAAGUAAAGGAAACCAAUGAAAUAGUUCAUGAUCAAGAAUCCAUACCUCAAAACGAAAAGUCGACUGUAAAAGAUGAUAAAACCAAAGCUGAAGAACAAGUAGCUUCAGAGAAGCCCGAGGUACAAGCGCAAGCUAUAAUCGAAGCAAAGCAACAAGAAGAGAAAGAAAAAGACAAACUCUUAGAGCAGAAAACGGAAGAACAAGUGGUUGAAGAACCUAAGAAACCAGAUACAAAAGAGGAUAAACCGAAGGUUGAAGAACAAGCAGUUCUAGCAGAGCAAAGCAUUGACGAGGAAAAUGCAGCAAAGUCUCAAACUCAACUUAAAUCACAAGUAUCUCCAGAAAUGGAAGAAAAUGUUGCAGAAAACGAGCCGUCGGCCGAGACGCUAAAACAGGAAGACAUGUUACAAGAGACACAAGUGAAGGUUGAAGAAAAACCAUUGCAAGAAGCGGUUGAUGUCUCUCUAGCUCAAGAUAUUCGUGAAAAGGAAGCCAGUUCCUCUACCGAUGCCCAAAUACUUGAACAGCCGAAGAAAGAAGUCGAGAAGCAACAGGAUGUUCUUGAUGGACAGACGCCUCAAAAACAAGAGCUCACAGAAGUUCAACCAGUAAUUGAAGAGCAGAAGGCCGAAAGUAAGAAACAAAAAGAACCUGAGACAAUUUUGCAAGCUGACGAACAAUCCGUUGCAGAAACGAAGAUUGGGGAGCUGGAAACUUCAAAAUCUGAAACGCAAACCGGAAAAGAAAAGCUAGAAGAGGUACAAGGAAUAGAGGAAGUUGAUGAAAAAAUAGUUCAAGCCGAAAAAGUUGAAGAACAAGUUACACCAAAAUCGGAGACUAAGACCACAACGGAAAUUGGGAAAUCCGAAUCCGAGGCACAGAUAUCCGAAAUAGAAGAUGCGAAGGAAAAAGCAGAAGAACAGGUCAGUGCAGUGUCCAUUACUGAAAUUGAACAAGUUAAAAAUGAAAAAUUCGAGGUAAAGAUUGACGUACAGCAGCAGGAUUCAGUGGAAAAAAAAGAAAAAGACAUGGACUCUUCAGUUGAAAUCUCCACUUCAGAAGUAAAUAAAGUAAGCGGAGAAGAACCAAUCCAUCAAGAAGCAGCAGAAGUAGAAAACCUUGAAGCAGAGAAAGAACAAAGUAGCAGCGCAAUUCAAGAUACAGAGAAAACCCACGAUGUGCCAGAAGGAGACGAGAAGGUUCAAGAACAAAAACAACAAGAAGAGAUUAAGGAAAACGUUAUUUUAGAAGAUCUGCCUACAGAAAUCGAAAAGCCUAAAUCCCAGCUAAAACAAGAACAAGAAGAAAUUGAAAAGCCCGAGGAAUUGAAAUCUCAUGUUGAAGAAAUAAGUGAGGAGCCAACUAUUACAGAGCCACCUUCUCUGGAUAAUUUAGAAAAGAAAUCAGAAUUGAAAAAAGAACAAUGUGAACCAGAGAAACAAAAAGCUGAAGUAGCGAAUGAGAAAUUGACGGAAGAGACUCCAAGCGUAACUGCGACUCUUGCUGAUGAGCAUCCAGUGACAGAAGAGACUUCUGCUGAUAAAAAAGAUAUUGAAAAGUUGAAACCAUCAGAGGAAUUGAGCAUCAAAUUACAAGAAUAUUUCUCAAAUAUUGUGGACUCUGUUAACAAGACUUCAAAAAAGAUUGCCGAUAUAGAAGCUCAAGAAACUAACGAGAAAUUAGUUUCGAUUCCUCCUAUAUUAGAAAGCAUUGUGAAGAUUUCGCAAAAUCUAAAAACUGUCCAAAGCAUUGAAAAGUCCGCAGAAAGAAUAGUAACCCUACAGAAAUCAUUGAUGGAUACCUUCGUUGCAUUUGACGAUCUUCACGAAAUAGCGGCAAACGAAGUAAAGCCGCAGUUAGAACAAGUCAAAGAAGUCGCUUUGCAGCUUUACGACAAGAUUGAAAAAUCAGAAAAGUAUAUGGAAACAGAAACGGUGUUAUUGGAUUUAGUCAAACUGGCUGGCAGUAUUCUGGAAGUGUGCAACAUAUUCGAGAAAAAAGUGCAUGCAAAGUUAGUCGAAGAAAAACCGAUUGAGGACCAACCUAAAGAGGAAGUUACGGAGGAGAAACCUGAUGAGAAGAAGGAACCAAAAGAGAAAGAGUCUGAGGAAAAGAAACCUGAAGAGCAAGAUAUCUUGGAGGUGAAAAAGCCGGAAGCCGAGCAGGCAAUCGAAACUCAGCACAAGCAAAAGAAACCAGAAGAGGCUACAAUAGAGCAAUCUGUAGAAGACGGCAAACUCGAAGAAAAGUUAGCAGAAGAAAAACAGAUUGAGGCCAAACCUAAAGAGGAAGUUACCGAGGAGAAACCUGAUGAGAAGAAGGAACCAAAAGAGAAAGUUACUGAAAAGAAGUCUGAGGAAAAGAAACCUGAUGAGCAAGAUAUCUUGGAGGUGAAAAAGCCAGAAGCAGAGCAGGCAAUCGAAACUCAGCACAAACCAAAGAAACCAGAAGAGGCUAUAAUAGAGAGAUCUAUAGAAGAUAAAAAACCUGAAGAAAAGUUAGCAGAAGAAAAGCCGAUUGAGGACAAACCUAAGGAAAAAGUUACCGAGGAGGAACCUGUUGAGAAGAAGAAAUCAAUAGAGAAAGUUACUGAAAAGAAGUAUGAGGAAAAGAAACCUGAUGAGCACGAAAAGGUAGUCGAAGAAAUACCGGUCGAGGACAAACCUAAAGAGAAAGUUACCGAGAAGAAACCUGAUGAAAAGAAGGAACCAAAAGAGAAAGUCACUGGAAAGAAGUCUGAGGAAAAGAAACCUGAUGAGCAAGAAAAAUUAGUCAAAGAAAAACCGAUUGAGGACAAACCUAAAGAGGAAGUUACUGAGGAGAAACCUGAUGAGGAGAAGGAACCAAAAGAGAAAGUUACUGAAAAGAAGUCUGAGGAAAAGAAACCUGCUGAGCAAGAAAAAUUAGUCGAAGAAACGCCGGUUGAGGACAAGCCUAAAGAGGAAGUUACUGAACAGAAACCUGAUGGGAAGAAGGAACCAAUAGAGAAAGUUACUGAAAAGAAGUCUGAGGAAAAGAAACCUGAAGAGCAAGAUAUCUUGGAGGUGAAAAAGUCGGAAGCAGAGCAGGCAAUCGAAACUCAGCACAAACCAAAGAAACCAGAAGAGGCUAUAAUAGAGAAAUCUGUAGAAGACGGAAAACCUGAAGAAAAGUUGGUCGAAGAAAAACCGGUUGAGGACAAACCUAAAGAGAAAGUUACCGAGAAGAAACCUGAUGAGAAGAAGGAACCAAAAGAGAAAGUCACUGGAAAGAAGUCUGAGGAAAAGAAACCUGCUGAGCAAGAAAAAUUAGUCGAAGAAACGCCGGUUGAGGACAAGCCUAAAGAGGAAGUUACUGAACAGAAACCUGAUGGGAAGAAGGAACCAAUAGAGAAAGUUACUGAAAAGAAGUCUGAGGAAAAGAAACCUGAAGAGCAAGAUAUCUUGGAGGUGAAAAAGUCGGAAGCAGAGCAGGCAAUCGAAACUCAGCACAAACCAAAGAAACCAGAAGAGGCUAUAAUAGAGCAAUCUGUAGAAGACGGAAAACCUGAAGAAAAGUUGGUCGAAGAAAAACCGGUUGAGGACAAACCUAAAGAGAAAGUUACCGAGAAGAAACCUGAUGAGAAGAAGGAACCAAAAGAGAAAGUCACUGGAAAGAAGUCUGAGGAAAAGAAACCUGAUGAGCAAGAAAAAUUAGUCGAAGAAACGCCGGUUGAGGACAAGCCUAAAGAGGAAGUUACUGAACAGAAACCUGAUGGGAAGAAGGAACCAAUAGAGAAAGUUACUGAAAAGAAGUCUGAGGAAAAGAAACCUGAAGAGCAAGAUAUCUUGGAGGUGAAAAAGUCGGAAGCAGAGCAGGCAAUCGAAACUCAGCACAAACCAAAGAAACCAGAAGAGGCUAUAAUAGAGAAAUCUGUAGAAGACGGAAAACCUGAAGAAAAGUUAGUCGAAGAAAAACCGAUUGGGGACCAACCUGAAGAGAAAGUUACCGAGAAGAAACCUGAUGAGAAGAAGGAACCAAAAGAGAAAGUUACUGAAAAGAAGUCUGAGGAAAAGAAACCUGAAGAGCAAGAUAUCUUGGAGGUGAAAAAGCCAGAAGCAGAGAAGCCAAUCGAAACUCAGCAGAAGCAAAAGAAACCAGAAGAGGCUAUAAUAGAGAGAUCUAUAGAAGAUAAAAAACCCGAAGAAAAGUUAGCAGAAGAAAAGCCGAUUGAGGACAAACCUAAGGAAAAAGUUACCGAGGAGAAACCUGUUGAUAAGAAGAAAUCAAUAGAGAAAGUUACUGAAAAGAAGUAUGAGGAAAAGAAACCUGAUGAGCACGAAAAGGUAGUCGAAGAAACACCGGUCGAGGACAAACCUAAAGAGAAAGUUACCGAGAAGAAACCUGAUGAAAAGAAGGAACCAAAAGAGAAAGUCACUGGAAAGAAGUCUGAGGAAAAGAAACCUGAUGAGCACGAAAAGGUAGUCGAAGAAACACCGGUCGAGGACAAACCUAAAGAGAAAGUUACUGAGCAGAAACCUGAUGAGAAGAAGGAACCAAAAGAGAAAGUCACUGGAAAGAAGUCUGAGGAAAAGAAACCUGAAGAGCAAGAUAUCUUGGAGGUGAAAAAGCCGGAAGCAGAGCAGGCAAUCGAAACUCAGCACAAACCAAAGAAACCAGAAGAGGCUAUAAUAGAGCAAUCUGUAGAAGACGGCAAACUGGAAGAAAAGUUAGCAGAAGAAAAACCAAUUGAGGAAAAACCUAAAAAGAAAGCACAGAAGAUUGAAGAAAAAAUAACAGUCGAGGAAAGCAAAGCGGAUGAAAAAUUAAGUAAGACGAUAAAUCCAAAACUGGAAGAACAGUAUCAAAAGAUUAUUAACAACAUAAAUAGUCUGCAGAAGGAAAUAGAGGUAGCUGAACAUUCUUUAUUGAGCAGAAAAUUAAGUGGUCUUCAACUACAGAUGGAUAACCUUAUUUCGGUUGCUGAAACAAUUAAGAACGUGGAUAAAGUAGAAAAAGCCUCAAAAGAAAUCGUAAACCUUCAAAAAGUGCUUAUGGACUUCUUCGUCACAUUUGAUGAUCUGCAUGAUUUAAAAGUAGAUGUUUUGAAAUCUAAAAUCGAAGAAAUAAAGACAAACGCUUUAGCUGAAUAUGAUUUGAUCGAAAGUAGUCCGAGCCAUGUAAAUUCUGAGGAAAUUUUGGAAAGAACUUCAGAUUUGGUUUCGAAAGUCGUAGACACCUGUGUAGGACUUCGAAAAGAAACCGAGAAGGUAACUGUGACGACUUCUAUCGAAGACAAAACCGACAAAGCUAUAGAUGAGAAACCUUCAGAUAAGGCGAUAGCUGAACAAGCAACAGAAGAGAAGCUGAUUUCGGAAGAGGAUAAAGAAAAACAGACACCCAAAACUGAGUCCGAAAAACCAGUUGAUAAAAACUUGGAGCUGUGUUAUAACGAAAUAGUUGAGUAUGUUGGAAACACGUCCACCAAAUUAAAUAGUAUGGACGACCAUGAAUUCCGAGUGAAGUUGAUGCCAUUAAACUCUACCCUUAAAAGCGUUGUGUCAUGUGCAGAAUCUAUAAAGGGUGCGAACAGUGUUGAGAAGUCAAAAGAAAAAAUUGUUACAUUGCAAAAGAAUCUCAUGGACAUUUUCGUUCUCUAUGACGAUUUGCUAUCCGUAAAUGUUGGAGGAUUUAAAAAAGAUUUAGAAGAAGUUAAGCAUUUAGCACUGAAUCUAUAUGAUUCCAUUGAUAAGAGUGUACGAUCAGUAAAUUCACGAGAGGUUUUGGAACAACUGGUGAAACUGUGUGAAAAACUACAUAACGUUUCUGAAAGUAUGUGUCGGUAUGUAAAAACUUCAAAAGAAGAAGAAAUUCUGAGGAAGACCAAAGAGAUUGUUGAAGUGGUAGAAAAAGCUGACGAAGAAAAAGACACGAAAGAUAUGAAAGAGAAGAAAGUCAAAGAAGAAACGAAAGUGGAUGAAAAGCCCUUAGAAGUUACAGCUGAUCAAAAAAUGAGCGAAGAAAAGGUCGCUGAAUCCGUUAAGGAAACUAAACCUGAAGAACUUAAGACUGAAGAAAAUAAACCAAAGUCUGUUGAAAAACUUGAUGAGAAACUUCCUAAGAAGGCUGCGGAAGAAGUUGAGAAGGUUGAAGAGAGACCGAAAAAGGACAAGAGAAAGAAGAGCACUGAAGAAGAGAAGAAAGUAGACAAAGAAAAACCUGAGGAACUUAAGGCUGCAGAAAAGAAGCCAGAGUCUGUUGAAAAACUUGAAGAGAAACCUGCUAAAAAGCCUGCUGAAGAAGUUGAGAAGGUUGAAGAGAAACCGAAAAAGGACAAGAGAAAGAAGAGCACUGAAGAGGAGAAGAAAGCAGACAAGGAAAAAGCUGAGGAACUUAAGGCUGAAGAUAAGAAAUCUGAGUCUGUUGAAAAACUUGAUGAGAAACUUCCUAAGAAGCCUGCUGAAGAAGUUGAGAAGGUUGAAGAGAAACUGAAAAAGGAAAAGAGAAAGAAGAGCAGUGAAGAGGAGAAGAAAGCAGACAAGGAAAAACCUGAGGAACUUAAGGCUGAAGAAAAGAAACCAGAGUCUGUUGAAAAACUUGAAGAGAAACCUGCUAAAAAGCCUGCUGAAGAAACUGAAAAGGUUGAAGAGAAACUGAAAAAGGAAAAGAGAAAGAAGAGCACUGAAGAGGAGAAGAAAGCAGACAAGGAAAAAGCUGAGGAAGUUAAGGCUGAAGAUAAGAAAUCUGAGCCUGAUGAAAAACUUGAUGAGAAACUUCCUAAGAAGCCUGCUGAAGAAGUUGAGAAGGUUGAAGAGAAACCGAAAAAGGACAAAAGAAAGAAGAGUGCUGAAGAGGGGAAGAAAGCAGACAAGGAAAAAGCUGAGGAAGUUAAGGCUGAAGAUAAGAAAUCUGAGCCUGAUGAAAAACUUGAUGAGAAACUUCCUAAGAAGCCUGCUGAAGAAGUUGAGAAGGUUGAAGAGAAACCGAAAAAGGACAAAAGAAAGAAGAGUGCUGAAGAUGAGAAGAAAGCAGACAAGGACAAACCUGAGGAACUUAAGGCUGAAGAAAAGAAGCCAGAGUCUGUUGAAAAACUUGAAGAAAAACCUGCUAAAAAGCCUGUUGAAGAAACUGAAAAGGUUGAAGAGAAACCGAAAAAAGACAAAAGAAAGAAGAGUGCUGAAGAAGAGAAGAAAGUAGACAAAGAAAAACCUGAGGAACUUAAGGCUGAAGAAAAGAAACCAGAGUCUGUUGAAAAACUUGGAGAGAAACCUGCUAAAAAGCCUGCUGAAGAAACUGAAAAGGUUGAAGAGAAACUGAAAAAGGAAAAGAGAAAGAAGAGUGCUGAAGAAGAGAAGAAAGUAGACAAGGAAAAACCUGAGGAACUUAAGGCUGAAGAAAAGAAACCAGAGUCUGUUGAAAAACUUGGAGAGAAACCUGCUAAAAAGCCUGCUGAAGAAACUGAAAAGGUUGAAGAGAAACUGAAAAAGGAAAAGAGAAAGAAGAGUGCUGAAGAAGAGAAGAAAGUAGACAAAGAAAAAGCUGAGGAACUUAAGGCUGAAGAAAAGAAAUCUGAGUCUGUUGAAAAACUUGGAGAGAAACCUGCUAAAAAGCCUGCUGAAGAAACUGAAAAGGUUGAAGAGAAAUCGAAAAAGGAUAAAAGAAAGAAGAGUGCUGAAGAGGAGAAGAAAGCAGACAAGGAAAAAGCUGAGGAAGUUAAGGCUGAAGAUAAGAAAUCUGAGCCUGAUGAAAAACUUGAUGAGAAACUUCGUAAGAAGCCUGCUGAAGAAGUUGAGAAGGUUGAAGAGAAACCGAAAAAGGACAAAAGAAAGAAGAGUGCUGAAGAUGAGAAGAAAGCAGACAAGGACAAACCUGAGGAACUUAAGGCUGAAGAAAAGAAGCCAGAGUCUGUUGAAAAACUUGAAGAGAAACCUGCUAAAAAGCCUGUUGAAGAAACUGAAAAGGUUGAAGAGAAACCGAAAAAAGACAAAAGAAAGAAGAGUGCUGAAGAGGAGAAGAAAGCAGCCAAGGAAAAACCUGAGGAACUUAAGGCUGAAGAUAAGAAAUCUGAGUCUGUUGAAAAACUUGAUGAGAAACUUCCUAAGAAGCCCGCUGAAGAAGUUGAGAAGGUUGAAGAGAAACCGAAAAAGGACAAGAGAAAGAAGAGCGCUGAAGAGGAGAAGAAAGCAGACAAGGAAAAACCUGAGGAACUUAAGGCAGAAGAAAAGAAGCCAGAGUCUGUUGAAAUACUUGAAGAAAAACCUGCUAAAAAAUCUGUUGAAGAAACUGAAAAGAUUGAAGAGAAACCGAAAAAGGAAAAGAGGAAGAAGAGUGCUGAAGAAGAUAAAAAAAUAGAUGAAGGUAAUGCUGAAGAAAUUAAGGCUGCAGAAAAGAGAUCAGAACCUACUAAAAAAAUUGAGGAGAGAAGUGCUGUAGAGGAGACGACAGCAGUUGAGAAGAAAUCUGAAGAACUCAAGCCAGUUGAUAAGCUGGAGGAAAAACCGAAAAAGGACAAGAGGAGGAAGAGUGCAGCUGAAGAAAAGGCUGGGGAAGACAAACGAGUAGAGCUAACUAUUAAGGUGGCUGAAGAAAACGAAAUCAAACCGUUAAAAUCUACCGUCGGUCAAGAGAAGCUGGAUGGCGAAAGCACACGGCGAGAGGAUGCGAAAUCGGAGAAAUCAAAGCCUUCAAUGGCUGCCGAUAACCAACCCACAGAUAAGCCAAGCAAUUUGGAAUACAGAGACAAACGGGAGCCUCGAAGCGCUAGGCGUGCGCCCAAUAUUGAGUUAAAAUUAACCAACAGAAACUCUGCUACCGGUAGCGAUGUAAAACUUACAUGCAGUAUAUCUGGCGCGGAACUGAAAGUGGACUGGUAUCUAGACAAAACACGCAUUGAGAAUAACAACAAAUAUCGAACGACCUUCAGCGAUGGGCUUUCUUGCUUGGAAAUUCAAGCAAUCGAUGCGGCCGAUGCGGGUGUUUACCGAUGCGUGGCAGCCAAUCGAAAUGGAGAAGUGGAGACGAGUUGCCUUGUGACUGUUUACGAUAUACCAACAACUAAAUUUGGCACAACGCCAAUAUUCACGCGCAACAUCAGAGCCGCUAUCAUUUCCUUUAUUCAAAUUGAACGGAAAAUCACUGGAUGCUACAGAAAUAAAACGGUUCUUAAACAUUCACAUGAUGAAGUAUAA